AUGUCCGGUAGUGAACAUGGCGGCAACAGCAAUGAGCGGAGGGACGUGAAGAGUCCGGAUCAUGUGUACGGCGUGAGAUCUGCAUCGCCGGCAAAGCGGAGUGCGGCGGAUAUGGAGGACAUCAGAUUAGAUGCGAGUAGGGCACGUGAGCAGACGCAACAACCUGCUCCGGCGAAUGUGGGCUUCGCACCGACGCGGGAUGCGGCAUCGACGGAUUUGGAUGAGCCUAUGGCUGGGAUGACGCCUGCGAUGCAUACGGACACAGAUGAAACGGCUGCGAAUAGCACUGCCCCUACUCAGCUGGGCACUUUGACCACCAAUACCUCUGCUGCGAGCUCGCAUUCUGAUGCUCCUCCGCCUUACGAAGAGAGUAACGCCGUCCGUAAGGACACGCAGUACACUACCGCGGAGAUUGAUGCGCAGGUUGGCAAAGUACGAGAAGCUUGGAGUAAAGGUCCGGAUGUUGGCGAGAAAGGCGUGGUCGUCUCGUGCAGGUGGCUCGGUCGUGUUCUGUCCCGCACCAGUGACGGCCUAAGGAGCAACGACUUUACGAAAGGGAUGCGAGAAGGUCCGAUUGGUCUCAUUGAUAAUUCUGACAUUGUGCCCGAAGGGGCCUUUGAUCCACCGUUCCUUGCUGACCCGGAGGACCCUAAAGGCAACUUCAUACCACUCAAACCUGGGCUGUCAAUGGAUCAGGAUUAUCAAGUACUGCCGGACUCUAGCUGGGGCUACGUGGUCAGCUGCUACGGUAUGGCACCCGGCCAGAAGCAGAUCAACCGUUACGCGAAAAAUACAGCCGGACAAGAUGCGGCCACCACCAACAUUCAAUAUGAGAUGUAUCCGCCUACAAUCACCAUUCGAAAAGUACCACAGCCCACUCAGGAAGAGCAGCAGGCUGCGACACCAGACAAAUCCAAUGCCGAGAAGGCGGCGAGAAGACAACAAAUGCAGCGGCAAGGUCAGCGUUCGGAGAGUGAUGCACCCAAGCUGGUAACCGCACGUUCCAGCAAGAUGCAAGACUUUCUGGUGCGUGCAAAGGAAGCUGCCGGUAUCCCAAGAAACACCCAGGUGAGAGUAUGGCGCCUGCUCAACGCUCAGAAAGUUGCAGUAGAGGCGCCGGAUCAUCACGAAGCGGGCGUACUUUCGCCGCCGCGAUCGCCAGACAUCUCUGCAAGUAAGUCUGCUCGAGACACCAAGAACGUGUUAGUCCUGCCCGAAGCCGAUUUCAAGGCGAUGGAGGUCGGUCGCGACCUUGAGCAUGUCGAUGUCAAGGAUCAAACCAUGAACAACAAGUACAACGGCAAUAGCACUGUCGACAUCUACGGACUGCAUGAAGAUACGGUCUUACUUCUCGAGGAGCAGAUAGGCGGCCCGGCGGGUGGUGAAUUCCAGUCUGAUAACAAGAAGCGUACGAAGUUCUCGUUGCUCAACAGCAAUAGCUCGCGGCCUGGAUCAGCACCCGCUUCCGGUCGCGCAAGCCCUCAGCCCGGUGGCAUGAUCACGAGAGGUCGUGCGCGGCGGGACGGCAGAACUCGAGGAACAGUCGGGCUUAGUAAUCUCGGCAAUACCUGCUACAUGAACUCUGCGCUGCAGUGCAUUCGUAGUGUUGAGGAGUUGGCCAUCUAUUUCCUUGCUGACAGAUACAAGGCCGAGAUCAACUCUAACAACCCACUUGGUCAUGGUGGCGUGAUGGCCAAAAAGUACGCUGGCGUCUUGAAUGGCAUCUACGGCGACAAUUCCAGCAGUACAUUCUCUCCAAGUGACUUCAAGCGGACAUUGGGCUCGCUCCAACCACUGUUCUCCGGCUACGGUCAACAGGACUCUCAGGAAUUCCUAAGCUUUCUGGUGGAUGCGCUCCACGAGGACCUCAAUCGCAUUCAGAAGAAGCCGUACACCGAGAAUCCAGACUCGGAUGACAAGACUGUGCGUGAUCCGCAAGCCAUCAUCGAGCUUGGCGAGGUUUACCGUAAGAACCACCGAGCACGCAAUGAUUCAGUCUGCAUGGAUCUCUUCAGCGGCUUUUACAAGAACACUAUGGAGUGUCCUGUCUGCGAGAAGGUCAGCAUCACGUUUGAUCCGUACUCCCUUGUGACGGUACAACUGCCGAUCGAGAGCUCCUUCCAGCAUACAGUGACCUUUGUGCCGCUCAAUGGUCCUCCAGUCAACCACGCCAUAGAUACGGACAGGAACUCCACUAUCAAGGCCCUGAAGCAGAGCAUCGCAAGCAAGCAUUCUGGCGUUUCCGCUGAUCGUCUGUGGAUGGCUGAAGUUUAUGGUCAGCGAAUCUAUAAGGUCUUCGAGAACCAUCAGACGCUGGCGGAGCUCAGCAUUCAAGGGCACGAUUACAUCUUUGCUUUUGAGUUGGAAGACGUGCCGACGAACAUCUCAGAUCGUGCGCCGAGGAAAGCCUUCUCACACGGUAGCGACAAGAUACCGGACAUGGAUGACCCGAAAGCGGAGCGCAUGGCGGUGCCGGUCUUCUCUCGGCAGCGCAGUCGUUUCGGCAAUACGUGGGAGAUUACACUGCACCCGCUGUAUAUCCUGCUCACAAGAGAAGAGGCGAAGGACUUCGAGGUUAUACUGAAAAAGUUGCUGAUUGCUGUGUCGAAGCAGACCAGCAGGCCUAUUCUUACAGAGUUCGACGACAGUGACCAAGUUGGUGAGCCUACGGUCAAUGGCGAGUCCGAGAAGGAGGAGUCGGCCGGCGAGGACGUUGCGCAGGUCAGCGACCGCUCUGUGCCAUCUGAAGACGGCUAUGUUGAAGUAUCGCUUGACAACGCAAGGGAAGACGGACAGUCCGAGCAGGUUACCAGUGCACCUGAGCCUCCACCCAAGGCUACUCCUAUUCCGGCGCAUUUUAUGAGCCGCGAUUACAGCAUUGCGGAAGAGCUGCGGAAUCACCUCUUCGCUGUCAAUUAUGCUAAGAGCGAUGGCGGAAUGUCGUGCGCGAGCAUGCAAAGCUUUGUCGAGAAGACCGUGUCCAAUAUGUAUAGCCGCGUGAAGCAGCCUCCACGACGGCCCAGCGUGCAGUCAACGUCCGAGGAGUCGACCACGAGCGUGGCUGCCGGGCAUGCGGAAUGCGAGGUUGAGGAAAGCGAUGCCGACGACGAUAACGACAAGCCAGAUAUCGUUAUUGGUCAAGAAGAUGCCUUGCACAUGCCCACGCCGACAAGCGCUAAUCCCGACAGUGGUAGCGACUUUCUGCCGGACGACCCAAUCGAGGGUCGAGGUGGGCGGCGCCGUGUUCAGGGCAAGCAGGAUAAAUUCCGGCGCAAGCGGAAGCCUAGGCAGAAGACGUAUGGCCGCGCAGACCGUCGAAACACCCAGAACAGGCCGGACAGUAGCGGCUCGCUGACGUCAACGCAGUCCAAGGGCACGUUGAACGGGCAUGCAGACAAUGACGAUGAGCAGUACUACAUCAAGCUGGGCGAAGCCAUUGUGCUGGACUGGUACCCAGAUGGGCUCAACGACCUGUUCGGUGGUGAUCCGGAGGCGGAGAACCAGAAGCGUGGGUACUGGCUGUCUUCACGAGAUGGCAGGGAUCUCGACUUUGUACCUGACCCUGUUCUGCAAGCAAAGAAGCAGCAGCGCGCUGAGCGCAGAAAACAUGGCGUCACUCUCGAGGACUGCUUCGUCGAGACUGGGAAACGUGAGAUCUUGUCUGAGGACAACGCUUGGUACUGCAACCGUUGCAAGGAGAUGCGGCAGGCGGCCAAGACGCUUGAGAUCUGGACGAUUCCGGAUAUACUGAUUGUGCAUCUGAAGCGCUUUGGUGGCAACCGAAGCUUCCGUGACAAGAUCGAUGUCAUGGUCGACUACCCUAUUGAUGGUCUAGACAUGACGGAGAAGAUCGGUUUGAAAGAGGACGGCAAGGAGUAUAUCUAUGAUUUGUUUGCGGUCGACAACCACUACGGCGGCCUCGGUGGUGGCCACUACACUGCCCUGGCUAAGAACUUUUACGAUGGGCAGUGGUACGACUAUAACGACUCGAUAUGCUCCAAAGCAGGCGAUGCCAAGCUGCGCUCUGCCGCAGCCUACCUGCUCUUUUACCGCCGCCGCUCCGACAAGCCUCUCGGGCCCCAGUACCUACAGAAUCUGAUUAUGGACGCUCGUAAUCCACAACCGACCGAUGUGACCGCCGAAGACGACGACGAGGACGAGUCGGGGGAAGCCAAGCUCGGCGGCCCAACCUCCUCACUGCAUGGGUCGUCGAGCGCUUUACACGCAGCAGGAGCCGGCACGAACGGGAUCCAUCUCAGCCACGGCGGUGGUGGGGCUGGAGCCAGAGCCGACAGCAGUCUGACAACGAAGACGAGCCUGGCGAAUAGUAGCGACGGCUCUAACGUGCCUAGACAGUUUGGCAGCCAAGGCGGUGACUGGGGCUUCCAGGGUCUUGACGAGGUGCCGGAUACCGGGCUUGAUGCGGAGCCCAGUACUGCGCUGCUGAAUCAAACCGGGCACGCUUAUGACGAUGAGGACAACCUGAGCACAACUGCGGAACACGACUCUGCCAUGGGAGGCGAUGACAGCGGUUUCAGAUCUUCGAUGGAAGAAGAUCCAGUCUACGGCCCGGACAUGAACCCGUUGCUAGGGCGCGACGAUGACUAUGACAUGCGAAGCCCGCCGCCACUGGAAAGUAUCGAGCAAGAACACGACUUCUACGACGAUCACGGCAUGUAUUCGAACGCGAAUGAGCGGCCCAGUGAGCCAUCGAAUUUCGAUGAGCUUCAUGCGAAUGCCUAUGAUGCCGAAGUCUCUCAUGUGGAGAACGCCGACGCGGAGAGCCCGCCAGCGCAUGACAUUCGUCUCGAAGCGGAGGAUGGGCACAAAAAGAUGGAGUAG
This is a messenger RNA of Baudoinia panamericana UAMH 10762, 4842 nucleotides long. RefSeq lists its product as uncharacterized. Gene Ontology annotation, biological process: protein deubiquitination. NCBI's taxonomy places the organism in Eukaryota, Fungi, Ascomycota, Dothideomycetes, Mycosphaerellales, Teratosphaeriaceae. The record is from RefSeq and is a predicted model, not a curated record. The coding region runs from base 1 to 4842 and encodes 1613 amino acids. The transcript is spliced from 2 exons. Gene Ontology annotation, molecular function: cysteine-type deubiquitinase activity.